Plasmodium inui San Antonio 1 is the source of this 4656-nucleotide messenger RNA. RefSeq lists its product as hypothetical. The record is from RefSeq and is a predicted model, not a curated record. Gene Ontology annotation, biological process: protein deubiquitination. Bases 1 to 4656 code for a protein of 1551 amino acids. The transcript has 2 exons. Gene Ontology annotation, molecular function: cysteine-type deubiquitinase activity. NCBI's taxonomy places the organism in Eukaryota, Apicomplexa, Aconoidasida, Haemosporida, Plasmodiidae.
AUGAUUAAAGACAACAAGCUAACCAUUGAAAACAUUAAUUACGAGUUAAUAAAUCAAGUGAAUGUAGAAAAUGAAGCAAAUAAAAUUUACGAAAUAAAGAAAUAUGCAGACAAAACUGAGAGCUACUUAAACUCGGAUGUAGCAUUUGAAAAACCAGCCUAUGGGAUAAAAAAUUUUAUGAACAACAGCCAUUCGGUUGAUUCCUUGGAGAAGGGUGAAAUGAGACCAAAGAAUGUUCCCUUACAGAAACAAAGUGUUAAUUAUUUAAAUAAAGCUAAUGAAGAGACCUUUGACGAAAUAAAUCAGCGGGGCUCUAGGAGUAGUGGCGCCAGCUUCCAUGCAGAUAUAAACGAUGACAUUGUGACGUAUGUCAAUAAAACAAGAAAGGACAUGGAUUCCAGUAAGGAUUAUAAGAUUGGCACGUGUAACAAUUUAUCCGGUGUGCACAUCCUAAAUGAUGCGCACAUACACGAAAGGGAAGGCGUCUGUGGCGAGGCCCCCUCCAGCAAAGUCAAGUUAGCCACCCUAAACAUCAAUUCGGGUGCCGACAGUGCUCAGAAUGCUGCUUCCAGUAUAAUCCAGAAGUGCAACCGCGAAGGAAGUCUCGAUGGGCGUAACGACGGGAAUCGCUCUAUCAGCUCCGACCGAUCGAAUAGGCACUCUGUCGAAAGUAUAAACAAUCUAAUCGACCCUAUUGCGGGUAAAAGGAUCAUCACACCUGGAGGAGCUAAAUCAUCAAGUAUCCAUGCCCACAAUGAGAACACGCCCCCCGCCAUGACUGAACAGAUAUUUCAACAAAGAAAAAGUGAAAACCCCAUGCUGAACAUCACCAAUACUCAUAAGAACGUUAACGUCGACCCUACGCGUACCAAAGAAGAGGCACCAAAGGGAAACCAAGACGUAACUCCAAAAGGGAACAAAUUAGAGAUUUUUAAAAAUUAUUCACACUACGAAAUUAUGAAUGUUUUGUGCAGUAACUGGAAUAGGGAAAUAUCUUCAGAGUCUUCUCCAUACCCGGGUGGUGUACCCCAAAGUGAGGAAAAAAUGAACGAUGAGAAAAAUCCAAAUGAAGAGAACGACUCAGCUAAGGUAAAGGUAUCAACGGAUGAUGAUCUGUGCCAUCCCUCAAUUUACCAUUUCCAAAUAGCUACCCAUUCAGAAAAUCCCAACAGCUCAACCAAAAGAAGGGAAGAAAUUCUACAGCUACUUCUGCACAACAUAGAAACAAAAAACAUAGAUGACAUAGCUAAAAAUUUAUCAUUUUUGAAAAGAAUGCAACAAUAUUUUUAUCAGAAAUAUAUUAAUAUAAAAUUCCCAAAUGACUCCAAUGACUACCACUAUUAUAUACACCUGGAUUGGUUUAACAAAUUGAAGGCCUUUAUCUUCACUCCAAAUGGGAAAUUCCCAGGCUGCAUCACAAACUAUAAAUUAUAUAACGACGAGAAGUCAGCCAAGGAGUCAGCCAGCGAGUCGAUCAGUCCCUAUAUGCUGAACAAAAAAGACAUGAAAAGUAAUUUGAAGGAAGGGAAAGAUUAUAUAUGCACCAAUCAGUACAUGUGGCGAUUUUUACACUUCCUAUUCAGAGGCGGGCCCUGUAUUAAACGAAAUAGCAACAAUAUAUAUGACCAUUAUGUGCCCAUUUCAAAUUCUGAUCUUAUGAAUAAAAAUAUUAUCUAUUUGAUGGAGCCGAAAUACGUGGAUAAUUUAUUUUCCACUUUCAACUAUUCGAACGAGGAGCUGUGGAGCGGGACUACCCAUUCGAGAAACAGUUUAGAGGAAGCGCAUAAGUCGCUUGCGGGUGGAGUGUCACCAAGUGCUCUUUCCUCUCCGUGUUCCACGAUCACUGCUCAGACCGCUUCCGCCAGCGAAGCGGCUAGAGAGCAUCGCACCAAAAAGUGCGCACACAACUAUUACGAGUUCUUGCACUUUUACGGGCUCAAGGAAAAGGAAUAUAACUCUUGCUUUUUUCUCGAGUAUGAUCAAUCCCAUCCCAGAAGUAUGAACAAAAUCAUCGAUUUGAAAAGUAAACAUUCGUAUGAAAGUUUGUACUCAUUUUACUCAAAUGACACCUUCAGCGACAGUGACAUUGUACACAAUGCCCAUGGCGCCAGUAGAAAAAAUGACCUCAGUGAAUUAUCCAAAAAGGAGACCCCUUCAGAGAAGGAAAAAAAUGGUAGUAAUUCCAGUGCGACUUCUGGUCCGAAUCAGACGGAGGCCACAUCUCUGGAAAACAUCGACAUGGGCCGCGGCGUGUUGUCGCCUACACACCUCUCAAGGAGCAUGAGUGAAAACGUAAAGAACGACUCUCUGGGUAAUAACGGCGGUAGUAGUAAUGGAAACGGCUGUAGUAGCAACGGAAACGACGGCAUUAGUAACGGAAACGGUGGCAGUAGUAAUGGAAACGGUGGCACUAGUAACGGAAAUGGCGGCAACAACAACGGCAACAGUAAUAACAGUAAUAAUAACAGCAAUAAUAGUAAUAAUAACAAAAACAACAAUAAUAAUAAUAACAAUAACACUGAUAACAAUAAUAAUAAUCAAAAAAACGCGCAGGAGGACGACCCGCAGGAGGACCCAAAGAAGCGCCAAGAGGAAAACCAGGAAAAUGCGAAGGAAGCGACCCCCAGCAGAGGUGUGAAGAAAGAGAAGCAGUCCGCCAACGCCACCUUCUCCUUCGGCCCCAAGGCGAUCAUCACCACUCCCAACAUUUUAAGCGGCAACUCUACCUACAAAAAAAGCAACGCAAGUAAAGACAGCACUAAUAAAAGUGGAAACCAAACUGAUAAUCGGCCUAACAGUUCUAGCAAAGUGCUUUUAAAUCCGCCUCCAAAAAAGAACUCCUUAGAUUACCAUUCGUCAAACGGAAACGAAAUUUACAAGUCCUGCGAAGAGUACAAUGCUGACAAUGGCGAGGAGGCAUCCAGCAAUGGCUACUUAACAACCACCGAGACGGAAUCGAAGGGAACAACGGACAACAGCGUUAAAAGUGCAACCAGUUCACUGAAAGAUAAAGAUGAGCUAGAAAAGGAUGACCACAAAAUGAAGAAACAGGAGGAUGCAGAAAAGGGAACCAUUUGUAAAGAUGAAAAUAAACAGAGGAUGGGCAACAGUUGUAGUGAUACCAGUAAUGGCAGUAGCAACAGCAGCGACAGGAACAGUGCCAGUGGUGCUAUCCCAAAAAAGGCCUCCACGAAAAAGAAGGAUGCCACUGCCCAUGAUAAAAGGGAUAAAAGGAAAGAAGAAUACGAAAAGAAUUUUAAUACAAACAAAAAGCCAAUCGGUGCUGGUGGCAACAAGCUCCUAAACAGGUUAAAUAGUACGUUAAACACCGCCAAUUUAAUGGUAAAAGCCCGUAGUAGCUAUUCCAGCAGCAGCUAUCGUGGAAGUAGCAGCGGGAGUAGCAUCGAAAGUAGCAAUGACAACAGCAGCAACGGUAGCAGCAAUUUUAGCAUUCGAAAUUAUGACGUUUCGAAUCGGAGUAUGUACAAGGAUAACGAACGAAUGGAGAAUAUGAUGGUACCCAGUAACCCCAAGAGAGAAAGUGAAUUCAACAAUAACAGCAUUAGCAUCAUAACCACGAAAGAACACCCAGCAGGACUUAUUAACUACUCUGCGACGUGUUACAUCAACGUAGUUCUGCAGUGUUUAUCCAUUAACCUCAAAUUAAUAUAUACCCUACAAAAUUACGUAACUGUGAAAUAUAAAAGUAUGAACUUUUCUAGUGAAGACACAGACAAUAUGAACUCAUCAUUUAUAAACAAAAAUUUCUUCACCAAUACUAUCCCAUUUAACCUCUUUGGAAAUAAUAAUAAAAAAAAAGAUGAAUGUCUCUUGCUAGCUUUAUCACAUAAAUUAUUUCAACUAAGUAAAAUGCACAAUAAGGGAAAAUCUCUCAAUGUUAGUAAGUUCCUAAAUUUACUAAAUGAUAAAUAUCCGUACCUCUUUGAAUAUAAUGAACAACAGGAUUGCCAUGAAUUUCUUCUUCUCGUUUUUGAUUUUAUUCACAAUAUGAUGAAGGUCGUUGACGAAACCGUUGACAAAGAUAACAAAAUUGAUUACUGCUUGAAGAAAGAACAGUCCAUUAUCUCAGAUUUAUUUUUAGGUUUAAUUGAAGAGAAAAUUACGUGUUCUCAAUGUAGCUAUGUAAACUAUGUGUACCAGCCUGUGUACAACUUAAGUGUUAAUGUCUUCAAAAAAAAUGCAGAAAAUAAUUUAAAUGAUAAUUUGGUGGAAUACUUUAAAAAAGAGGAAGUAAAUUCUACAUGCGAAAAAUGUAAAUGCAAAAAGAUGUUUAAACAUUCCUGUGUGUAUAAGCAGCCGAAUAUUCUUAUCGUUCAUUUAAUUCGUUUCCUGGAGGAUGGGUCCAAAAUCGACAACCCCAUAAAAUUCGACGUGAACGACUUUACCGUACAAAACGUUUUGAAGAAAAAGAAUGGGCAGUACAUUGAGAACCCGAAGAAGUACAGCUUAUAUGGCGUUAUAGUUCAUCGCGGGUUGAACUCCAACUACGGCCAUUACAUCUGCUACACCAAGAGGAGACAUUCCAAUGGCGCCACCGUGUGGUACAAGUUCGAUGACAGCAUAGUGACCGUCGUGGAUGUUUCGGAAGUGGAGUCUGCCAAAGCCUAUUGUCUGUUCUACGAAGCCGUUAAUUAA